This is a messenger RNA of Doryrhamphus excisus (bluestripe pipefish), 1500 nucleotides long. RefSeq names its product DnaJ heat shock protein family (Hsp40) member B1b (gene dnajb1b). Gene Ontology annotation, cellular component: cytosol. Gene Ontology annotation, molecular function: Hsp70 protein binding; transcription corepressor activity. The record is from RefSeq and is a predicted model, not a curated record. Gene Ontology annotation, biological process: negative regulation of transcription by RNA polymerase II. NCBI's taxonomy places the organism in Eukaryota, Metazoa, Chordata, Actinopteri, Syngnathiformes, Syngnathidae.
GGUUUAGCUCGGUCGCCAGUCGCCACAUUGGGGGAUUGUACUGGCUUGUUAUGGAAAGCUCUGGAAGUUUCCAUGCAGUUUAUAUUGACAAUAUCUCGGGUACAUUUCGUAGUCGAAGCGAUUGAGCGAGGGCUCACGUCUCCUCCGUACAGUUUGUACAUGUGAAUGGACUGACUGCCGGGCGGUCAGCAUGGGGAAAGACUACUACGACAUUUUGGGCAUUAAGAAAGAUGCCUCUGAAGACGAAAUAAAGAAAGCUUAUCGUAAGCAGGCUCUACGAUACCACCCUGACAAGAACAAGUCCCCAGGAGCGGAAGAUAAAUUUAAGGAAAUCGCUGAAGCUUACGAUGUUCUGAGCGACCCAAAGAAAAAGGACAUUUACGACCGCUUCGGGGAAGAAGGUCUAAAAGGCAGCGGGCCGUCAGGCGGCGGCGGUGGUCCAGGCAACUUUAGCUACACCUUCCAAGGUGACCCACAUGUGAUCUUUUCAGAGUUUUUCGGUGGACGAAAUCCUUUUGAGCAGUUCUUUGGUGGGCGCAAUGGCGGCAUGGAUGAGGAAAUGGACACUGAUGACCCUUUUGCCCGCUUCGGAAUGGGUGGAAGUGGCUUCCCUCGCUCCUUCAGCUCUGGUAUGGGAGGGUUUGGCGGUCACAGUAGCGUUGUGAAGAAGCAACAAGACCCCCCUGUGGUGCACGAUCUGGGCGUGACUUUGGAGGAAGUGCUCACCGGUUGCACAAAGAGAAUGAAGAUCUCUCGCAAAAGGUUGAACCCUGAUGGGCGAUCACUGAGAAGAGAAGAUAAAAUCCUGGAGGUGCAGAUAAAGAAGGGAUGGAAAGAAGGCACUAAAAUCACUUUUCCCAAAGAGGGGGAUGAAACCCCAACAAACAUUCCAGCUGAUGUGGUCUUUGUGUUGAAGGACAAACCACACGCUGUGUUCAAGCGUGACAACUCUGACAUCAUUUACAUAGCCAAGAUCUCACUCGGAGAAGCGUUGUGUGGCUCCACAGUCAACACGCCCACACUGGAAGGCAGAGUGGUCCCAGUGACGACAACAGACGUGGUGCAGCCCGGCAUGAAGAGGCGCAUCAGCGGCGAGGGCUUGCCUUAUCCCAAGCGCCCAGACCGCAGAGGCGACCUCAUCGUGGAAUAUGAGGUCAAGUUCCCUGAGCGUCUCAGUCAGAGUGCCCGGGACACGAUCGCUCAGGUUCUCCCUCGGUCGUAAAAUGGACUUAAAAUUAACUAACUCCUCCUUAAUAUGCCAAUUGUAUUUUAUUUCUUUGUCUUCACUACAUGGGAGACAAUACAUAAGGGACGUCCUGCAUAUGCCACAUUGAAACCGGUACUGUAAUAUAUUGCAGACUGUUUUUGUAAAUAUAACCAGUUCUGUUUGUUGUUUAGUUUUAUUAAUGGAAUUAUAUUUUGAAAACAUAUACAGUAUAUGGAUAAGGGGACUGGAGUAAGAUGUUGUAUUAACAGCAAUAAAAGGUUCAGAAGACUUUA